Molecule: messenger RNA, 4882 nt
Organism: Bufo bufo (common toad)
Lineage: Eukaryota; Metazoa; Chordata; Amphibia; Anura; Bufonidae
Gene: ABCC8
Product: ATP binding cassette subfamily C member 8
Exons: 39
Coding region: 55-4821 (1588 amino acids)
Biological process (GO): transmembrane transport; potassium ion transport
Cellular component (GO): membrane
Molecular function (GO): sulfonylurea receptor activity; ATP hydrolysis activity; ABC-type transporter activity
Source: RefSeq, a predicted model, not a curated record
CGCGCUGCAGCAGCAGAUACAGGAGCUGCCGGAGGUGAUGGGUCUCCCGGCUGGAUGCUCCGCACGGUCCCCACUCGCCCGGUAGAACCGCCGCCGCCGCUCACCAUGACCCUGGCUUUCUGCGGCACCGACAACGACUCCAGCGCCUACAACGUGGACGGCGGCGUCCUGAACAACGGCUGCUUCGUGGACGCGCUGAACGUCGUGCCCCAUGUGUUCCUGCUCUUCAUCACCUUCCCCAUCCUCUUCAUCGGGUGGGGCAGUCAGAGCUCAAAGGUCCACAUUCAUCACAGCACGUGGCUGCAUUUCCCAGGCCACAACUUGCGCUGGAUCCUGACCUUCAUCCUUCUCUUUGUGUUGGUCUGUGAGAUCGCUGAGGGCGUCGUGUCCGAUGGGUUCUCCCAGUCGCGACAUCUGCACCUCUACAUGCCAGCUGUCAUGGCGUUCUUGGCCGGUAUCACUUCUAUCAUCUAUUAUCAUAACAUUGAGACGUCCAAUUUCCCAAAGCUGCUGAUUGCGUUACUGGUCUACUGGAUGUUGGCUUUUAUUACCAAGACCAUCAAGUUUGUGAAGUUCUGUGACAAUGGCGUUGGGUUCCUGCAGCUCCGCUACUGCCUGACCGGGUUACUGGCCAUUCUGUACGGCAUGCUACUGCUGGUGGAGAUCAACGUCAUCAGAGUGCGGAGAUAUGUUUUCUAUAAAUCUCCCAGAGAAGUGAAGCCCCCCGAGGACCUGCAGGAUCUGGGUGUGCGAUUCCUCCAGCCGUUCGUCAACCUCCUCUCAAAAGGGACUUACUGGUGGAUGAACACCUUCAUAAAGACGGCUCACAAGAAGCCCAUCGACUUGAAAGCAAUAGGAAAACUGCCCAUCGCCAUGCGGGCCGUCACCAACUACAUCCUCCUCAACCGGGCCUUCAAGGCACAAAGAUCUAAGUCUUCCCCGUGUCCCACGGGUCCCAGAUCCAUCUGGGGCGCUUUGUGCCACGCCUUUGGGAGGCCCCUCGUCCUCAGCAGCAUCUUUCGCAUUUUGGCCGACUUGCUGGGGUUCGCUGGUCCGCUGUGUGUGUCCGGGAUCGUCCAUCACCUCAGCCAGGAGAAUGAGACCUACCACCCCCGGACAGUGUUUUUCGGGGUUUCCUUCAUUUCAUCACAAGAAUUUUUGGCCAAUGCCUACGUCCUGGCAGUUCUGCUGUUUUUUGCCCUCCUCCUGCAAAGGACAUUUCUUCAAGCCUCGUAUUAUGUCGCCAUUGAGACUGGCAUCAACCUGCGUGGAGCAAUACAGACCAAGAUCUACAAUAAAAUUAUGCAUCUGUCGACCUCCAACAUGUCCAUGGGCGAGAUGACGUCUGGCCAGAUCUGCAACCUGGUGGCGAUCGACACCAAUCAGCUCAUGUGGUUUUUCUUCCUGUGUCCCAACCUAUGGGCGAUGCCCGUUCAGAUUAUUGUGGGGAUUAUCCUCCUUUAUUACAUCCUGGGAAUUAGCGCUUUCAUCGGCGCCGCCGUCAUCAUCGUGCUCGCCCCCGUCCAGUAUUUUGUAGCCACAAAACUCUCUCAAGCCCAGAGGAGCACACUGGACUAUUCCAAUGAGCGUCUGAAGAAAACUAACGAGAUGCUGCGGGGGAUCAAGCUGCUGAAGCUCUAUUCCUGGGAGCACAUAUUCCACAGCAGCGUGGAGGAAACGCGCCAGAAGGAGUUGACCAGCCUGAAGGCGUUUGCCUUGUACACCUCCAUAUCAAUAUUCAUGAAUGCCGCCAUUCCCAUUGCUGCUGUGCUCAUAACAUUUGUGGUCCAUGUGCAUCUCCUGAGCUACGAUGACUUCUCCCCGGCCGUAGCCUUUGCUUCUCUCUCCCUUUUCCACAUCCUGGUGACGCCAUUAUUCUUACUGUCCAGUGUAGUCCGCUCCACUGUUAAAGCGCUGGUCAGCGUCCAGAAGCUCAGCGAGUUCUUCUCCAGCGAGGAGAUUGGCGAGGAGACGGAGAGGUGUGCGCUCUCCCACAAGACGGGGCAUCAGAACAAGUAUCAGGCGCUGCCCCUCAAGGUGGUCAAUCGUAAGAGGCCGAUCAGAGACGAUUGGAACGUUGUCAGCUGCCCCCAGCGGAGGCCCGAGAGCGACCCCCAAGGGGAGGAGGAAGAGGAAGUCUGUAUAAAGGUCAGCAGCGGGUUUUUCACGUGGACUCCGGAGGGCACGCCCGCACUAUCAAGCAUUGACAUCCGGAUUCCUCGAGGUCAGCUGACUAUGAUCGUCGGACAGGUCGGCUGCGGGAAGUCCUCGCUCUUAAUGGCCACGCUUGGCGAAAUGCACAAGAUCUCCGGGGACGUAUUCUGGAACAGAGUUGCUGACGGUGAGGCGGCGGAGGACAUGAGCGCAGAGCGGGAGGCAGCCAUGGAUGUGGAGAUCAGGAGGCGGGGGGCGGUGGCGUACGCCUCACAGAAGCCCUGGCUUCUGAACGCUACGGUGGAAGAAAACAUCACGUUUGAGAGCCCCUUCAAUAAGCAAAAGUAUAAAGCUGUGAUUGACGCCUGUUCCCUGCAGCCAGAUAUUGACAUCCUGCCACAUGGAGAUCAGACACAGAUUGGAGAACGGGGGAUUAACCUGUCCGGGGGUCAGCGGCAGCGCAUUAGCAUGGCGAGGGCGCUGUACCAGCAGGCGAGCGUUGUGUUUCUGGACGACCCCUUCUCCGCUCUGGACAUUCACCUGAGCGACCACCUCAUGCAGGACGGUAUUCUAAAGAUGCUGCGAGACAGCAAGACGACGACCGUGCUGGUCACACACAAGCUGCAGUACCUGCCGCACGCUGACUGGAUUAUUGCCAUGAAGGAUGGGACGAUCCAGCGAGAGGGAACUCUGAAAGACAUCCAGAAUUCAGAGCCUGAACUGUACGAGCAAUGGAAGACGCUCAUGAAUCGCCAGGACCAAGAGCUGGAAAAGGAAAUCAUAGAGAGGAAGAACUUUACGAGACCCUUAUACUCGAGGGAGACGCUGCUGGGAGAUGAUGAGGAAGAUGAAGAAGAGAUCUCCGAGAGCGAUGAUGAUGAUGACAACUUGUCUUCCGUUCUGCACCAGAGGGCGAAGAUGCCGUGGAGAGCAUGUGGCAAAUACCUGAGCUCAGCCGGGAUCCUGCUGCUCCCGCUCCUGGUCUUCUCACAGCUCCUCAAGCACUCGCUCAUGAUCGCCAUUGAUUUCUGUCUGGCAAAGUGGACGUCGGAUGCGAUUUUCAAUGCUUCGUCUUCGGGCUGUACGGGGCAGAGCUGCGGUUUUGACCACUCGCCAUACUCCAUGGUGUUCAGUGUUCUGUCCUGCCUGACCAUCAUUAUGUGCCUUGCGACCUCCAUCGCAGUCGAGUGGACCGGUCUGCGAGUCGCCAAGAAGCUGCACAACAGUCUCCUGAAUGCCAUCAUUCUGGCGCCCAUGAGGUUUUUUGAGACAACGCCUCUGGGCAGCAUCUUGAACCGCUUCUCCGCAGACUUCAACACCAUAGAUCAGCACAUCCCAGCUACCUUGGAAUGUCUGAGCCGCUCCACCCUCCUGUGUGCGUCAGCGCUGGCCGUCAUCUCCUACGUCACCCCCAUCUUCCUCAUCUCCUUGGUCCCUCUGGUCAUCACCUGCUACUUUAUUCAAAAGCAUUUCCGAGUAGCCGCCAGGGAUCUCCAGCAGCUGGAAGACAGUACACAGCUCCCCCUGCUGGCGCACUUCUCUGAGACCGUCGAGGGGCUGACCACCAUACGAGCCUUCAGGUAUGAGGCCAGAUUCAGACAGAAGCUUCUAGAACUCACGGACUCCAACAACAUUGCAUCUCUGUUCCUCACAGCAGCCAACCGAUGGCUGGAGGUGCGCAUGGAAUACAUUGGAGCUUGUGUCGUCCUGGUUGCUGCCGUGGCCUCCAUCACCAAUUCUCUGCUGCCCUCUGGACAGGUCGGGCUCGGACUCACUUACGCUCUGAUGGUGUCUAACUACCUGAACUGGAUGGUGCGCAACCUCUCGGACAUGGAGAUUCAGCUAGGAGCCGUGAAGAGGAUUAACAGCCUCCUGAAGACUGAGCCGGAGAACUACAUGGGGCUUCUCUCCGCCUCCCAGAUCCCACAGAACUGGCCGGACCGAGGCGAGAUCCAGAUCCAGAACCUGAGCGUGCGCUACGACAGCUCCCUGAAACCGGUCCUCAAGCAUGUGAACGCCCACAUCACCCCAGGACAGAAGAUCGGGAUUUGUGGGAGAACAGGAAGCGGAAAAUCCUCCUUUUCUCUGGCGUUUUUCAGGAUGGUGGACAUGUUCCAGGGGCGCAUUGUCAUUGAUGGAAUCGAUAUCUCGAAGCUGCCGCUGCAGACGUUGCGAUCUCGUCUCUCCAUCAUUCUGCAGGAUCCCAUAUUAUUCAGUGGGAGCAUAAGAUUUAAUCUGGACCCUGAGAAUAAAUGUACGGACUGCGUGUUGUGGGAGGCGCUGGAAAUCGCCCAACUCAAACACGUGGUGAAGGCGCUACCCGGCGGCCUGGACGCGGCAGUCACUGAAGGAGGAGAGAACUUCAGCGUGGGGCAGCGGCAGCUCUUCUGUCUGGCCAGAGCCUUCGUCCGGAAGAGCAGCAUAUUAAUCAUGGACGAAGCCACAGCCUCCAUAGACAUGGCCACUGAGAACAUCCUACAGAAGGUGGUGAUGACAGCGUUUCAGGAGCGCACGGUGGUCAUCAUCGCGCAUCGGGUACACACCAUCUUGAAUGCAGACAUGGUAAUUGUCAUGAAGAGAGGCGCCAUCAUGGAGUACGACAAGCCGGAGGUCCUGCUGGAGCGCGAGGACAGUAUGUUCGCCUCGUAUGUCCAGGCCGAUAAAUAAGUGCAAUUCACUAAUCGUUUAGUUUUUUUUAAUUGUGUAAAUUACCUGUAAAUAAAGAGGA